Messenger RNA from Heterobilharzia americana, 916 nucleotides. Lineage: Eukaryota; Metazoa; Platyhelminthes; Trematoda; Strigeidida; Schistosomatidae. The record is from the annotation of a GenBank genome assembly.
UACGAAUAAGAAUUUUGAGCAAGUAUAAUUUCUAAUAGUAUAAAUGUACUGUUUAUAAUGAAUCAAUUCUAAACUGUAGAUUAAAAGAAGAAAAAAAAAUGGGUGAACGUAAAGCUGUAAUUAAGAAUGCUGAUAUGCAUGAAGAUAUGCAAGAGGUUUCAGUUCAUACAGCUGCAGCUGCACUUGAUAAAUAUGAUAUUGAAAAAGAUAUUGCUGCAUUUAUCAAGAAAGAAUUUGAUCGUAAAUAUAAUCCAAAUUGGCAUUGUAUAGUUGGAAAACAUUUUGGCAGAGAGUCAGUUCACUUAUCAACUCACAGUGAGUUGGUACAGUAGGAAUAAAUAAUCUCCCCUUAAAAAUAUGCCCUCUUCAGUUCUGCAUAAUUGUCUACCAUUCGAAUAAUUGACAGUGUUCAAUGUUUCAAGUAGAUCAACAAUUAAUUAAUUUAUUCUUUAAAUACUUUGUUUAAAUUUAAUUUUUGGUGUUUCUUUUAAAUUUCAGUUAUGUAACGCAUGAAACACAACACUUCAUUUAUUUCUAUCUUCAAGAUCGAGCUUUUCUACUAUUCAAAUCUGGUUAAAGAAGUAUGAUUAAUAAGACUGAACAAAAAAAUAAUAGCUUAACUCGUACACAUACUGUUUAGGAUACAGUUGUACUGAAAUUAUAAUGUAUGAUUUAUCAUUCUAAAGGAAUGAUAUUUUGUAAGACUCCACCAGAAUAUGUUUUGUAAUUUGUUAAAUGUUGAGUGAAUAAAUGGUGUUUUUGAUCAAAGGAUACUUUUUCUUUAGGUUUUCGUAAGCCUUCUGAUAUUUAUCACAUAGUCAAAACAAAAAUUUAAACUGGAUAAUCUAUUGAACGGUAAACAAAUUUAACUUAUAAAUACAGUGUAGAUUAAACCUUCUCACUUCAAGUGAACACA